GCAGCAGAGGGACCUGCGGAGAGACCAGACGGGAGCUUCCGAGGGGCCCGGGGGACCCUGCUGAGAGCGGGGUUUUCCACGGGUAGAGAUGAGGGUCUGGGACACGGCACUGCCCUUUCUGGGCCUGCUCCUACUCUUCUUGAGCUCCCGGGCCCAAGAAUCGCAGCCCCGCAGCCUCACCCCACAGGAGGGUCUGCUGAGCCGCGGGCCUGGAACCGCCACCCUGAGCUGUGGUGCUCCAGGAGACCCCCCGUCCGCUGCCCGCUGGCUCUGGGAUGGGGCACCCCUGAGCUCCAGCCCCUCCGGCCCUCACCGCCUCCUCCCUGAUGGAUCCCUCCUCCUCCUGCGGCCCCCCGCGAGAGGCCGGGCCCGCUCCGAGGACGUCUUCACCGACCAGGGGAUCUAUACCGACCAGGGCGUUUAUACCUGCGAGGCCAUCGAUGAGCUCGACCCAGGGGCCGGAAAGGGGGUCAGGCUCCCAGUGGCCGCUCUGCGUGAGGAUUUCCGUCUGCAGCCCCGAGACGUGGCGGCCGGGGAGGGGGACCGGCUGGUGUUGGAGUGCGAGCCGCCGCGCGGCCACCCCGAGCCCACUGUCUCCUGGAGGAAGGACGGGGAGCCCCUGGUCCCGGUGACCGGCCGGCACGUGGUGUCCAGGGGAUCCCUGCUGGUGACCCGGGCGGAGAGAAGCGACUCGGGCAACUACGUGUGCGUGGCGACCAACGCGGCUGGUCAGCGAGAGAGCCGGACGGCCAGGGUGUCCAUACGGGUAGAGACCCCGGCCUCCGCCCGCGAUGAGCCUCUGGAGCUGCUGGUUCUGCGCGUCCAGCUGGAGAACGCGACGGUGCUGACCCCCGGCCUGGGCUCCGCUUCGGGUCCAGCCGUGCAGCUCACCUGGAACGAGAUGGGCCCCGCCGCCCCCGCCCAGACUUACACAGCCCUGUUCCGGGCCCGGGACCCCUCGGGGACGGAGGGGUCGAGAGGCCCGGGCGGCCCCUGGGUGGAGCGGCCCCUGAAAGGCAGAAGGAGGGCCGAGCUGCGGGGCCUGGACUGGGGCCGAGGCUACGAGAUCAAGGUGAGGCCGUCCUCGGGCCGGGCCCGGGGCCCGGACAGCAACGUGCUCAUUCUGCAGCUGCCCGAGAAAGUGCCCAGCGCCCCUCCCGAGGCCGUCACUCUGUACCGUGGCAACGACACCAUCGUGGCCAGCUGGGCUCCACCUCCACGGGAGACCCGCAACGGCCUCAUCCUCAGCUACCAGCUCCAGUGCCUGGUGAACGCCUCGAUGCCUCCUGCCAACUGGAGUGUGGCUGCCAGUCCAACCCACGCGGAGAUUGGCGCCUGGGCGCCCGGCUCCUACUGCGUUCAGGUGGCCGCCGUCACCGGGGCCGGGGCCGGAGCCCUCAGCCGCCCCGUCUGCAUCCUCAUCGAGUUGCCGCGGGAGUGGGAGGCCCGGGAUCCCGGGAAGGCCGAGCUGUUGGCGUUGGAGCAGCUUCAGGAGACGCUGAGCAGGCCGGAGGUCAUCGCUGGAGCCGGGGCCGGGCUGUGGCUGCUGCUGCUGGGGGCCGCCGUGUGUUUGCGUCGCCGGCGCCGAGUGCGAACCGGCCUGGCCUCGGGACUGUACAGAUACUCCAGCGCUGACACCAUCCUAAAACACCGGCUGGACCUCAGCGAGUCCCCGUGGUUGGCGGACAGCUGGCGCUCCACGGCCGGCGGCCGGGACCUGAGUAGCCAAAGCAGCCUGAGCAGUCGCCUGGGCGGAGACACGCGAGACACCCUGGAUGGCCGCCGCUCCCUGAUUUCCAGUGAGGGCCGCAGCCCGGGCGUCCCCCUCCUGCCCGACACCAGGACUUUCUACGGCUCCCUGAUUGCCGAGCUGCCCACUGGCCCCCCCGGGCCCCGGCCCGCCCGGCGCCUGGCCCCUCAGCUGGCCCGUCUGUCCAGCCCCUGGCCCAGCUCUGAUAGCCUCUGCAGCCUCCGCCGGGCGACUCCUCCCCUGCCCCCCUCCAUCGCCCACCCGACGGCCUGGAGGAGAGGGGGGAAGCUCGAGCUCCAUCAGGCAAACAGCUCUCCCCUGCCGCCCUUCAACCGUCCCGGACAACUGUGGAGCUGGGAACUGGGGGGCAUUGACAAUGGGGUCCUUCCCCGGCGCCCACGAGCCGUACCCCGGACGAGGGCUUCUUGGAGACCCCCGGGGACUCAGCUCCUCGGCCCUCUCCCCCCGGCACCCCCGCCCCCUCAGAGCCAGCAGCACCCCUCUGACAGGGGCACCUCGGACCCAUGGACAUCUUCACCGCUGCCCCCGGCUGCCCCCGCUCCUCCACCCAGCUCCCUCAACCCCUCCGUCUCCAGCCGGCUGUCCUCCUCUACGCUGUCCUCCCUGGGGGACGAUCGGGACAACGUGCUGACCCCCGAGGACGUGGCCCUGUGCCUAGAGCUCGGUGACGGGGUAGAGGGUCCCAGGGUUGGCUCUCCCCUUCCACGAGCCCCAUCCCCUCCCACCAGUUUUGGCUACAUCCCAGCUGCCCCCGGACUGGUGGCGGGGGCCGGAGAGGGGCCUACAGCCCAGGCCUCCCUGUGCCCGGCCCGGCCCGGCCGCACCCCUUCGCCCAGCGAGGCUUCCCUGGCCAACGGCUGGGGCUCGGCCUCCGAGGACAAUGGCGUCAGCGCCCGCACCAGCCUGGUCAGCUCCUCCGACGGCUCCUUCCUGGCCGAUGCCAACUUCGCCCGUGCCCUGGCUGUGGCGGUGGACAGCUUCUGCCUCAGCCUGGAAACGGGGGAGAGUGAUCCAGUCUUUGCAGACUUCUCCCCUCCAGCUUCUCCCCUGCACGGCCCCUUCCCCGCGGUCUUGAGUCUGCCCAGCCCAGUGCCGCUGGCAGGGUGGGACUGGAUGGAGGAGAUGGAGGCCAGAUACAGGCUGUGGCUAGGGCGGGGGCCCCAGGCCCGCAGGCCGGCCAGCCUGGGCCCAAGCCCAACGAUUCCUGACCAGCCCAUCGCAGAGCCUGGGGACCAGGGCAGAGAUGGCACCUCCUGAUGCCCAGGGAGCCGGAGACCAGGGGCUGCAUCUCUUGGCAUCUCCUGGCUUGCGAAUCCAGGCGAUCCCUACCCCGCCCUGAGCCAAAUCUCCCUUCCUCCCCUUGGGCGCCAUUAGGAGGGUCCCCUUUCCGCUCCCCAGGCCGGCCCUGGUCAUUCUCCGUAUGGUGGGCCGUCCCUCAUUAUCAUCUAUCGUAUUUUCCUGCCCUGCUACGGUUGGAGCGGGAUCGGGGAAACCCUCCGGGCCUUCAGGCAGACUGGUGGAGGGAAUAGCAUUUUCCCCCUCAACACUCCUGAAAGGAUCCGGCAUUACAGUGGUUCCUGCCAAAGUCACGCUCCCACCACCGCCAGGAGAGAAUCCAACCUUUUCCCCAACCCGUUUCCUCCUCCAACACAAACCCUCUUUCCCCAUACAGCCGCUCCCCUAUCCUAUUGAUCCUCAUUCCCUUCCCGGACACCUCCCCACGUUGUAA
Messenger RNA from Tachyglossus aculeatus (Australian echidna), 3500 nucleotides. RefSeq names its product roundabout guidance receptor 4 (gene ROBO4). Gene Ontology annotation, biological process: cell-cell adhesion. The transcript is spliced from 18 exons. Gene Ontology annotation, molecular function: protein binding. NCBI's taxonomy places the organism in Eukaryota, Metazoa, Chordata, Mammalia, Monotremata, Tachyglossidae. The coding region runs from base 89 to 3028 and encodes 979 amino acids. The record is from RefSeq and is a predicted model, not a curated record.